AUGUCAUUGCCUCCUUCUCUCGACGACCUGGUCAAAACACAGCGCACCAAUGGCAAGACGCGGUUUCUGAGUAAGUCUCAACGGGAGAAGCGCAAGCAGCAGCAGGUAGUGAAGCCUCCCUCUGCUGUUGUGAAGCCGCAACUUCACAAGAAGAAGGCGCCAGAUCCUAGUUUUGCAAACUCCUCGAGCAAAAGCGACGGAGACACCAACGACGCUGAGUUUCCUCCCGUUGUGGAUCUGCCCAGGCGUCGUGAUGACCUAAUAUUUGACGAUGUUCAUUGGUCAGAAAAAGAGCUUUCUCAAAUGACCAACAGAGACUGGAGAAUCAUGCGGGAGGAUUACAACAUCAGCACGAAAGGCGGAAAGUUGGAGAAUCCUUUGCGCAAGUGGGAAGAAAGCCAGAUCUCGCCGCUGAUACUUCAACAGCUAGAAACUCUGGGAUACACAGAGCCAACGCCCAUACAAAGGGCUGCUGUUCCAAACGGGCUGUGUGGCCGAGAUCUGGUGGGUAUUGCCGAGACUGGUUCGGGCAAAACGUUGGCGUUUUUGAUUCCCAGUGUGAAUUACAUUCUGCAGUUGCCCCGUCUGGGAAGGUUUGAGGGCCCGUAUGUGCUCAUUCUGGUUCCCACGCGAGAAUUGGCGUUGCAGAUCGAGCGAGAGUUUUCCAAAUUUGCGUCUCUCGGGUUUGACGUGAUCUCGCUGAUUGGAGGACACUCGUACGAUGAGCAUGCUGAAAAGCUGGAGCGAGGCGUGGAGGUGAUAAUAGCCACUCCCGGGCGGCUGGUCGACUGUCUGGAGCAGCAGCUGGUAUCUUUAGAGCGGUGCUUUUUCUUGGUGCUUGACGAAGCUGACCGGAUGAUUGAUAUGGGUUUUGAAAAAGAUCUCAAGAAAAUCCUCGAAAGCUUGCCAGAUGGGUCUGAGAACCCGCAUUACUUGGGAUCUGGAGAGCCCAAAAGAACCACCAUGAUGUUUACCGCCACCAUGCCGCCGCAGAUCGAGAAAAUCAGCGCAAAGUACCUGAAAAGCCCAGGCACUGUUAUGGUGGGCGAGGUCGGCGGUGCGGUCGACAGCGUCCGCCAAGAAGCCAUCCAGGUUGAAGACUCGGAUGAGAAACGGUUGCAAAUGCUGCAGAAGGUGCUCUCUCGUGGCAUCUACUCGCCUCCAAUCAUUAUUUUUGUGAAUUUCAGGAAAACAUGCGAAAUGGUGGCAGAAUUUCUGGAGCAGCUGGGAUUCAAUGCUGUUACGAUGCACGGCUCCAAAACGCAGGAACAGCGGGAAUACGCCAUCCAGCAGAUUAAAGAGGGCAGGUCUGACAUUCUGGUGGCUACAGACGUGGCGGGGCGAGGAAUUGACAUUCCGGACGUGUCGCUCGUGCUCAACUUCCAAAUGGCGAAAAAUAUCGAGGAUUACACACAUAGAAUCGGACGUACGGGGCGGGCUGGCAAAGAGGGUACGGCAAUCACGUUCUGGAGCGCUGCGGACGCAGAUGUGCUGUACGACCUCAAACAAAUGAUUGCCAAAAGCCCUGUCAGCAGGUGUCCGGAGGAGCUGAGAAGACACCCUGCUGCACAGAAAAGAAUGGUGAAAAAUAUUGAAACCUGAGGGCUAGUCGCUAUCGCUCUCGUAGCCGAGCUUCGUCGCCAGCGCCGGUUUCUUCUGUAGCAGUUUAAUAGCAUCUAAUGACUUAUUCGCAAAAAUUGACGACGGCUGCGGAGCAGGGAGAGCCUUUGGAGCUUUCUCGAUAUCCUCUCGCGCCUCUUCUCCGGCUGCUGCUUCCUGCUCCGGCUCUUUUUCUUCCACGCGUCUCAGUUUGUUUUGCAUCGUUACCAAGAGCUUUUUAGCGGUCUCCAACGCAGUCUGCUCUUCCUCCUCGCGGUUUCUUUUCCUGGCCACCGGGUCAGGGUCCUCGUUGGCCCACUUAACAUUGAGCGCCUCCUCGUCAUCGUCUUCCCGAAGAGACUGUCCAUACAUUGCCUCCUUGGCAAACUGAGCCUGGCUUUCCAGUCUAUAAGUGACAAACGCUAUGCCUUUGCUUCUCACCACCCUUGUGCGCUCAAUUUCUCCAUACUCUCCAAAAUUCUUAUUUACAAGCAUCUCCACGUUUCCUUCCAUCGAUCUGAACUUCUCCACAAACAGCGUUUUGUUGACCUUGUUGAAAGACCCCACUCCGGUCAUAUCGUCUCGGUAGUCAGCAAAUCGCUCUCGCCCAAAACAGUCUACCGUAUGAGGGAAAAAGUCCAUGUCUGUGGGCAGACGGUGUAGAUAGUCGCAGUUUUUUCCAUUCGUGCAGUAUCCGCGGGCAAAAUACAGACAGAUAAACUUGUUGCGGUUCACUGAUCCCGGCUCCACGUGUUUAUCUGCCUUUGUAUAGCCUGAAUCUUUGGCCGGAUGACAUCUAUGUCGAGCGUGCGCGACGGUUCUGCCGUUAUACUCGCCGCCAGUCCAUCUGCUGUACCACAGGUUAAAUACCUGGCCCGUCUGCGGCGGCUUGGUGUCUGCAGUGACGGAUUCGGGGUCCA
Molecule: messenger RNA, 2519 nt
Organism: Ogataea polymorpha
Lineage: Eukaryota; Fungi; Ascomycota; Pichiomycetes; Pichiales; Pichiaceae
Exons: 1
Coding region: 1-1602 (533 amino acids)
Molecular function (GO): RNA helicase activity; ATP binding; nucleic acid binding
Source: RefSeq, a predicted model, not a curated record